This is a messenger RNA of Raphanus sativus (radish), 435 nucleotides long. Its product is annotated as putative ethylene-responsive transcription factor ERF121. Gene Ontology annotation, biological process: regulation of DNA-templated transcription. Gene Ontology annotation, molecular function: DNA-binding transcription factor activity; DNA binding. The record is from RefSeq and is a predicted model, not a curated record. The coding region runs from base 1 to 435 and encodes 144 amino acids. Lineage: Eukaryota; Viridiplantae; Streptophyta; Magnoliopsida; Brassicales; Brassicaceae. The transcript has a single exon.
AUGGAUCAUUCAGAAAAUAUUCCCUCCUGCGAUCAGAAACCUUCUCGUUUGACAAGGGAUCAAGAGCAUGUGAUCAUGGUUUCUGCUUUACGACAAGUGUUAUCGCACGUCCAAGGUGACACUUCAUCAUCGAACUCGGUUGCAUGCGAAGCUCUUCAUCAACCUUUGGACGCUGGCCCUUGUCCUCUCUGCGGUAUCAUCGGUUGCUACGGUUGCGCAUUCCCGCGGCGUGAAGAGAUAAAGAAGGAGAAGAAACACAAAGGUGUGAGGCAAAAGCCAUCAGGUAAAUGGUCGGCGGAGAUAUGGGAUCCGAAUUUGCAACGAAGAAGAUGGCUUGGAACGUUUCCAACAGCUAAAAUGGCAGCGGAGGUCUACGAUGAUGCGGCGGCUAAGCUUGUCAAAAGAAAGGCAGAAAGAAGUGACACAAGGCACUGA